AUGUUUCGUUUGGUAAUCGAGAAACAUGAAAAAGAUGCAGAAGAGCACGACCCAAUGGUAACUGAUGACAAGUCGAUAAACCCAACUAAAUGCGACCACAAACCUCCCAGGCUGGAAGAAGUAGAAGAAGAUAAUAAUGUUAAAACUAUUGAAGACGAAGGUGAAGCGGAAAAACAGAACAAAAAAAGUUUUCCCAUAAAUCAUUCACUUUUCAAGUACAAGAUAAAGUAUCAAGAGCAAUUCAAGAGAAGAAACAACACCCAACAAUUUACAGAGUAUGUAAAACCUCUGGAAACAAUUUUUUACGUUGGAACAUGUAAAUGCGAUUUGAAGGCAGCUCCAUGUGCAUGCGGCUGGAUUCCCGAACGCCUCAAAGAGUUCAUGCACGAUCACCGUAAUCAGAGAAGACUAACAAUGAAUGCAUUUAUGAUGGAAACUGAAGAGCAAGGAGCAACGUCUAUGUCAUCAAUGCCAACACACCAAGAUCCCGAUGAUUCAACAUACGCACCGCCACCGGUUCAAGAAGAUAUGGAUAGAAGCACAAGUUCACAAUACACAGAGAGAUACGAUUGUUUUAACUUUGCCUUGGUAUGUGACAGAUUUGGUGUGCCUGACAGAGUAGCAUCAGCAUUGGGAACCGAUCUUUUGCAAGAUUUUAAAAUUAAAGAUAAGCAUGGGAAACCUCUCAUCAUGGAUAAAUCGAAAGUUCGCAGAGAAAAAGAGAAAUGCAGACAGAAGUGCUUUCGCAAACGGUUAGAUGAUACCAAUUUGUUAGCGUUUUCAUUCGAUGGCAGAAAAGAUGAUACUUUAACGAUAGAUAAAAUACAAGGUACGGAGCGACAUGUUCAAAUAUCGGAAAAUGUAGAGGCUGUUAUGGCGACGACAUUAGAGAGCCGUGCGAAAUUGCUUUUAGUUUCUUUUCUAUAA
Molecule: messenger RNA, 927 nt
Organism: Bactrocera dorsalis (oriental fruit fly)
Lineage: Eukaryota; Metazoa; Arthropoda; Insecta; Diptera; Tephritidae
Exons: 4
Coding region: 1-927 (308 amino acids)
Source: RefSeq, a predicted model, not a curated record